This is a messenger RNA of Parascedosporium putredinis, 2532 nucleotides long. The record is from the annotation of a GenBank genome assembly. Lineage: Eukaryota; Fungi; Ascomycota; Sordariomycetes; Microascales; Microascaceae.
AUGUUUUGCCCAGUGGAAGCAAUAGGUGACAGUGGGCAGGCUCACCCGUUUCGACGACGCGGCGCCCCCGGCUCCCGGGCGAAGCAAGGCUCCGAGAACGAGGCCGAGGCUGAGGAAGCCGAGGAAGCUGAUGCGGCGUACGCGACAUUUAACGAGGCCCCGCAAGCCGGAUCGCAGCGGCCUCCUGCGAGAGAAGGCGCGCAGGAUGGCCGGCGGGACAUGGGGCAGAGCGAGAGCUACAAGGAGAGGUUGGCGCGGACGAUAUACCUGAGCAACUUGUCGUACAACUUGCGCAACGAGGAGAUUGAAGCGGAGAUGAGCAAGUUUGGCGAGAUUGAGUUUAUGCAUAGGCAUCGGGAGAAGCGAGGCACGAUGCACCUGAUUUUCAAAGACCUCGAGGCGGUGGAGCCUGCUCUCAAGAAGCUCAACGGCAGCUUCUGGCAAGGGCGCAUGGUCAAGGCGGCGCCGAGCCUGCGUCUCCCCAACUACCCGUUCAAUUCGCAACCGCAGCGCGUCAUCUUUGUCAAGCGGCUCCCGGUAGACCCCGCGGAUGAGGAGCUCAACGACCUGUUUGCCAACUUUGACGGUCUCUGGAACAUUCGGCUCAACGAGUCGCAGGUGGGCGAGCACGAGGGCUCAGCCUACCUCGAAUUCAACACGGUGGAGCAGGCGCAGGAGGCGAUGAAGGCCCUCGUAGGGCAGCAGUGCAGGGGACAGAGACUUUACAUCAACUUCUCAGACCGGCGGGCUCAGUGGCGGGAUAGGCGCGCGGGCCGGAGCUCGACGCGGUACCGUCGGGGAUCCUCGGGCACGUUUGAGAGAGCCACCAUGUCUUUCCUCGGUGGCGGCGCGGAUUGCUCCACGGCGGGCAACCCGCUCAGCCAGAUGAAGAGUCACAUGCAAGAUGACAAGUCGCUACAGCGUGAUCGCAUGGGUGCGCGAGGGCCUGCCGGCGCUGCUGGCGGGUUUCGCACCCAGAAUCCCGGGGCUCCCCAGGAUGAGAUGAUGAACGGCUUUCUCAACCAGACCCCCGGCCUCCAGCACGAGAUGCCCAUGCAGAACGGUCCCCUGAUCGAUACGACACAUGGCGUCCACCUUCGCGCGAGCUCCGCCUCUCCCACGUGGGGCCAUGCCGGCUUCGCUCACAACCAAGCCGAUAUUCUCCGACCCCAACAUAACGGUAGCCCGUUCAAUGCCCAAGACAUGCAGCAGCAGCACCAGCCGCAAAUGUUUGGUGGCGGUAUGGGCAUGGGCAUGGCGCGGCCGUUCGCCAUGUCGUCUGGCAUGCAGCACAUGCACUACUCCGACCCCAUGAUGAUGAGGCAGGCCGAUGUCAAGGGUAAAGGAAAGGAGCGACUGGUUGAGCUCGACGACGAGAAGUGGCAAGAGGAGUUUGAUAGGAUGGCACUCCUCGACUCGCAAAAGGAGGACGCGCAAAAGGGAGAAGAGACGGUAGAGGCCCAGACCGCAGACGGCGGCGUGCAGUCCGAAACCCUCGACGGCGAUUUUGAGUCGAUAUGGCGCGGGAGCCCCGUGGACGUUGACUGGAACAACUACGACUUUGCCGGCUUUGACGAUUGGAGCCGUGAGCUGCCUCGCAUGCCCGAGGAUUACCUCUUUGAAGAAGAGAACCUGUUCAAAGAUGCCAACAACGCCUUCGAGACAGGUGUGAGGAUCACCAAGGAGGGCGGCAAUCUCUCCCUCGCCGCGCUUGCCUUUGAGGCCGCCGUUCAGCAGAAUCCCGAACACGUCGAGGCCUGGGUCUACCUCGGCACCAGCCAAGCCCAAAACGAAAAGGAAACGGCGGCUAUCCGCGCCCUCGAGCAGGCCGUCAAGCUGGACCCCAACAACCUCGAGGCCCUCAUGGGCCUCGCCGUUUCCUACACCAACGAGGGAUACGACGCGAGGGCGUAUAGGACGCUCGAGCGCUGGCUGUCAGCCAAGUACCCGCAAAUUGCCCAGCUUCACCAGUCCGUCACCGAAAACUUCAUCCGGGCUGCGCAGCUGAGCCCGGGCGGCGAGCACAUGGAUCCCGAUGUCCAGGUCGGUCUCGGUGUCCUCUUCUACGGCAUGGAAGAGUACGACAAAGCCGUGGACUGCUUCCGGUCCGCCCUUGACUCCGCCGAGAUCGGCUCCUCCACCCAGCGGGAGCAGGUUCACCUCCUCUGGAACCGCCUCGGUGCCACCCUCGCCAACAGCGGGUCCCCGAGGAGGCCAUCGCCGCCUACCAAAGGCCCUCAACCUGCAGCCCAACUUUGUGCGCGCCCGCUACAACCUCGGCGCCCUCGAGAUGCACAAGUCUAUCGAAAGGAGGGCCGCGCGCAGGCUUUCGAGAUUCUCGGCGGCGGCGCCGGCGGAGGGUCCCGCGCGGGACUCGGCGAGCAGCUUGACCGCAUGAGCGGCCAGAACCGAAGCACGACGCUCUACGAUACCCUGAGGAGGGUGUUUACCCAAAUGGGCCGAAGGGAUCUAGCGGAGAAGACGAUUGUGGGCGUGGACCCCGAGAUCUUUAGGAAGGAUAUCGACUUUUGA